Messenger RNA from Stylophora pistillata, 2227 nucleotides. Its product is annotated as RNA-binding protein 45. NCBI's taxonomy places the organism in Eukaryota, Metazoa, Cnidaria, Anthozoa, Scleractinia, Pocilloporidae. Gene Ontology annotation, molecular function: RNA binding. The record is from RefSeq and is a predicted model, not a curated record.
GGAUGCUGCUUUCAAUGCUUUCAAGAUGGCUGUGAGUAACCAGCAAAGUAUGGAUACGGGCUCAAUUUCUAGCCGUGUAGACGUGGAUAGCCCACCGUUUUCACGUAUUUUCAUAGUCUGCAGUAAGAAGCAUUCGUCGGAAGACAUGAGAGCCGCAUUUGAGCAAUUUGGCUAUAUUGAAGACAUCUGGGUUGUCAAAGACAAGCAGACUAAAGAAAAUCGUGGCGUCUGUUACAUAAAGUUCGCCAAAGCAUCUUCGGCCGCGCGAGCUUGCGAAGAAAUGGAUGGGAAAAUUAUUGGAGACGAUCCUAAACCGAUCAAGGCGAUGAUUGCCCAGUCGAAGUGUUCCGGCUCUAAAACAGAUUUUCAUGAUGAAACAGCGCUGACCCGUUUAUUCAUAAUCUGUCCCAAAGAGUACACAGAGGAUAACUUGCGUCAAAAAUUCCAGGACUUUGGAGAGAUAGAGUAUGUCCAAAUUGUGCGCGACCAUAAAACUGGUGAAAACAAAGGCUUUGGCUAUGUUAAGUUCAAGAAGUCAUCCGCAGCAGCUGUUGCACUUGAGAACUGUGACAAGACCUUGAAAGCUGUUUGGGCUGAGCCCAAAUCGGCUAAAAUUGCUAGAAAUGCAGCAGCUGCAGCAGCAGCCAUGCAAUCCACAUUAAUCCCACCCAAUCCAUUUCUAGAGGUGAAUAAUUACCCCCAAGCUGCGGCAGCGCCAGUCAGCAGCCAUGCAGUCAGCAUGAAUGUGAAUAAUGCUGCAUCACUUCAGGGAGUUGGGGAUCACUAUGGUACACAAAACCCCGCUGCAGCAGUUGCAGAGUCUAUUACAACAUCACAUACCCCCACCAGGCUGUUUGUUAAAGUUUCCCCUGAGGUAGGGCCUGCGCAACUGUCACGCUUGUUUGACAUCAUUCCUGGUAUGCAGAUGUGCGAUUUGAAGCAAAAUUAUAGCACUGGAGAAUCCAAGGGCUUUGCUUAUGUCACAUACAACUCUGUCGGAUCUGCAAUCUAUGCUAAGGAAAAACUCAAUGGGUUUGAAUACCCAUUGCGCUCAAAGCUUUUGGUCAAAUAUGCAGAAGAUCCUCCUGGGAUGCGAAGUAAUGGUACAGGACAGGGUAGUGAUACAGCUUUUCAGAUUCAGUCAUAUGGCUCUAAACCAUUACUCACUGUUGGCCCCUAUGCAGUGGACUCUACUACUGUCUACACUUCAGCAGCUCUUCCAGCACCAUCUCCUUUGGCCAAUCCCACCUCUGAGGUUGUUUCAAGACUGUUUAUUGUGUGUCAACCCGCCCCGCCACCAGAAAAUGCCCUGAAGGAUGUCUUCAGCAGGUUUGGGAACCUGAUUGAUGUGUGGAUGAUGAAAGAUCGUAACUUUGGUUAUGCCAAGUUUGCAAGUAAGGAGUCUGCCGAUGCAGCCAUUGAAGGAAUGCAUGGUCAUGAGGUUCUUGGGAUGAAGUUAAAGGUGAUGCAUGCUGAUCCACCUAAGUCUGAAGCAUCCAGAAAAAGACCGCGCACAUGAUGUUGGAACAGCAGAAUUACACAACUAGUAUUUUCAUCCUCACAGAUUAAUGUACCAAAGCAAAAGAGAAAAAAAGCCGUGUUCUGGAAGGAUUUGUCGCAAGCGGAAAGACACCAAAAAAGCCGCAUACUUUGCUUUGCCUACAAAUCGGAAAUCUCCCUUCUAGAUUCUUAUCUGAACAAAACUGUUAACUGACGAAGAUGACGGCUCCUACGAAUCGAAAAGAAUGAGAAGUAGUACAAGUGAUACAACUCCUUCUUUUGGAGUUUAUGUUUGUGGAUAAUCUAAAUGGAUUCGUCGUCAAGAAAAGCGCUUGGAUAUAUCUCUUGGAUAAACGGAAGAAUAGUUGAACUGUUAGAUCAGUUUUCAAUCGAGAGUCGGUGUCGCGGAACCAAAACUAAAGUAAUCACAACAUCCAAUCAGAGAACAAAGGUUGACAUCAUCAACAACCAAUGAGAACUCAAAGUAGAAACAGGCAACCUGUUUGUAGCGCGGGAAAACGCAUGCAACCAAGUUGGGAAUAGUUUUACUUUUGCAUUUGAUUGGUCGAAAUGGUAGCACGAGUUUCGAAGUGAAGCAAAACUAAAGCAAUCCAGAUUCCCUUACGAGGCUCAAUUGCCGACUGAGGACAGCUAAUUGGAUCACUUUCCAAUCGGUCGUGAAAAUAGAAUAAAAAAAGAAUAAAAAAUAUUGGAAAUUAUACAUAUA